AUGCCUCCAGCCCCUGAAAACAAUUCACCACCCCCAAAACGACACACGCGUACCCCACGAAGUGGUGGUACGACUUCCAAUACCUCCGAAACCUAUGAGUCGUCCUCGGCCGAAAGAGCAACGCCAUCGUCUGCAGCCACCCGAGGCAGAAAACCGCAAACCCUAGCUUCCGGCCCGGCCCGGCCCGACCUGACCCAGCCUGAUCCCGAGUCCGAACCCAACUGUCCCCACGAACACCCCCGCCAGUUGUACCCCCGCGUGCAAAACCACGUGGGCCCCACGGCCCGCACGGGCCUCAAGUACCGGGCCAAGACCGCGCCCGUCGGGAGUAGCAACCCCCACGAGAUUGAAUUCGCGAUCCCGUGUGCGUACUUUAGUAGUAUAGGCGGAGGAGACGCGCGGGCCCCACCCUCGGAGGCCGUGAGAAGGUCGAGGGUCGUCGCUGACGAGAGGUCGUCUGGCGAGGUCGGGUGCAUCGCGGGCGAGUAG
Messenger RNA from Striga asiatica, 489 nucleotides. Lineage: Eukaryota; Viridiplantae; Streptophyta; Magnoliopsida; Lamiales; Orobanchaceae. The record is from the annotation of a GenBank genome assembly.